Messenger RNA from Triplophysa rosa, 3740 nucleotides. RefSeq names its product angiopoietin 1 (gene angpt1). NCBI's taxonomy places the organism in Eukaryota, Metazoa, Chordata, Actinopteri, Cypriniformes, Nemacheilidae. Gene Ontology annotation, biological process: Tie signaling pathway; angiogenesis. The record is from RefSeq and is a predicted model, not a curated record. The transcript is spliced from 9 exons. Gene Ontology annotation, molecular function: receptor tyrosine kinase binding. Bases 436 to 2013 code for a protein of 525 amino acids.
GCUUGGUCACACACACACAACAGAGUAAGAGAGAGAGAGCGCCAGGGGAGGUCUGACAACAUGCUGUAGACUACAUCUUCAUGGACCCUGUCUUGCUUUCUUCAUAACUGCACAGCUGCAUUUUACAUGCAUGUGGUCCCAGCGCAACCCACAUGUGAAGUUUCUCAAGGCUUCAGCUUUUCCCCAGAAGACCAACUCUUUAUUAAAUCUUUACGGGACAGGAAGUGUUUGGUGAGUGACAACAUCAACGAUGACCUCCAGGCAUCCUCUUCCCCAACAGUCCUGUAUGGACAUGAUCGCCACGUGCCCCAGGGCGCCCAGACAUCUCUGCUCAUACUGAUUCCACCUGAUCUUGGAAUUAAGGGACAGAGCGCCAAAGACCCCUUGAACGAACUUGACCUGCUGCUUUGAUAUUAGUGACCCCCAGCUCGUGCCAUGCGGUGGAGUUGGUUCUUCUGCCGCUGUGCAUCUCUGGCAGCAUUGCUGGUGGUGGCAGACUGCGCAGGGGGUGAGCAGAAAAGAGGAGCUGAAGAGGGAACACGAAGCUCCACGGCCAAAACAGGCAGCAACGGCAGCGGUCGGAAAUAUCAUCGGGUCCAACACGGACAGUGCAGCUACACUUUUAUUCUUCCAGAAAGUGACGGAAGCACCGGGACUUCUUGUCGAGAGUUUAAAGCCGGCGCUCAGUACAAUGCCAACGCUCUGCAGCGGGACUCUCCUCAACCUGAGACGGACUUCUCCAACCAGAAGAUCCAGCAGCUGGAACAUGUCAUGGAGAACUACACACAGUGGUUGCAAAAGAUUGAGAACUACAUCAAAGAGAGCAUGAAAACAGAGAUGGUCCAGUUACAACAGAGUGCUGUUCAUAACCACACAGCGGCAAUGUUGGAGAUGGGCACCAGUCUUUUAUCCCAGACAGCGGAGCAGACACGCAAGUUAACCGAUGUCGAGACGCAGGUUUUAAAUCAGACAUCACGGUUGGAAAUUCAGCUUCUGGAGAAUUCACUGUCCACCAACAAGCUGGAGAAACAACUCAUGGUUCAGAUCAAUGAAAUCAACAAGAUCCAUGACAAAAAUGGGUUUCUGGAGCUGAAAAUGCAGGAGUUGGAGGACAGGCACAGAGAGGAGCUGGAGGCUCUGCGGGAGGAGAAGAGCUCCCUGCAGGUUCUGGUUAGCAGACAGAGUUCAGUGAUCCGCGAGCUGGAAGCUCAGCUGAGUCGAGCGACCGGUAACAGCACGGCCCUGCAGAAACAACAGCAAGACCUGAUGGAGACCGUACGAAACCUGCUCGGCCUCUGCGCCAAGGAUGGAGGUACAGCAUUGGUCCCAAACAGCACAAAACAAGCUGAUGAAGAGCGGAAGUACCGGGACUGUACAGAACUCUACCAAGCUGGUUUCCAGAAGAAUGGAGUUUACACCAUCAAUAUCGGCCCACUAGAGACUAAAAGGGUGUACUGCAACAUGGAGUCCGCUGGGGGCGGCUGGACCGUGAUCCAUAGACGUGAGGACGGUACUGUGGACUUCCAGAGGACAUGGAAAGAAUAUAAAAUGGGCUUUGGGAGCGUGUCAGCCGAACACUGGCUGGGAAAUGAGUUUGUGUACAUUCUGACCAAUCAGAGGCAGUACGCGCUCCGUGUGGAGCUGACCGACUGGGACGGACAUCAAGCCUUCUCUCAGUACGACAGUUUCCACAUCGGCAGUGAAAAAAACAACUACAGUUUAUUCCUAAAGAGCCACAGCGGGACUGCGGGCAGGCAGAGCAGUCUGGUGAUUCACGGCGCUGACUUUAGCACUAAAGACAUGGACAACGAUAACUGCACGUGCAAAUGUGCGCUGAUGCUGAGCGGAGGAUGGUGGUACGAUGCCUGCGGCCCUUCCAACCUGAACGGCGUGUACUACAGACAAGGACAGCACGUCGGAAAAUUCAACGGAAUCAAGUGGCACUACUUCAAAGGGCCCAGCUAUUCUCUCCGUGCCACCGCCAUGAUGAUCCGACCGGUCGACUUCUCAUAGUCCUCCCAAUAACCCAAAAGCCCUUCGGGCCCAUUUUGGAGAGCAGUUUUUGACUUCUGACUUCCUGGCCCAUGACAGUAUCAAGUAACGCUGUGUAAGUGGACAGCUAUUUGCCACCUGGAUAACUUGGGAUUCUUUCGAGAUAACACCUUUCCAGGAAACAGCAAUCCUGUGAAUAGAAGUCAUCCUCGUUGUGGGACUCCACAGGAGACGGUGUGCUCUCUGGGAAUCUGGGGCGGGAGCUGACUCGGCUGGUCUUUAUUUUUAAAUAUCAGAGGUAUGAAUUCAAGUGCCAUUCACUUGCCACUCAGGACGUGUGGACUGCUGAAGCAAGCACAUCACCUUUGAUGGUAGCAGACUGCGCCUACCGUCCCCCAUGUUUGGCCUCCAAGUGAAUUUUAACAACUUGAAUGUCCUUCAAUAUCCUAAAGGGACCUAAUCAUUUUUUAAUACAAACGUGUUGCACAAUUAUAUUCGGGUUGUGAUACUUCACAUUGUUAUGCCUUUUUUAUCCCAGUGUAUUAUUAAUAUUUUAUUUUGUGCAUUAUUCCUGUCAACGUGAAGAAAACCAUAGCAUGCCGUAUUAAAAGGUCACUCGCAAUACUAUUUACAAGGAACCUUUGUGGAGUGCUAGUGCCAGAAACAGCCCGUUGGCAAAGAGUGGCAUACCCAUCCUACAGCAUGACUUUAUUGAGUGCAAACCGCCAUAUUAUUACUGGCUUUGAACUGUAAGGACCUUAAAGUGCAUCAUAACUUGGCAUCAGCACGCGAAUGCAUGCCAAAGAUCACAUCUAUUAAAGACAAUACUGAGACAAUAUUUGUCUUUACAACAGAUGGAGAAAAGCCAAUUACAUUCAGGAUGGCUAAUGCAGUAUAAUGCAAAUAACAACAGUCUAUUAUGUUUUCAUUGGAAUUCAUACCAUAUUGUUUUAUGUAAAUUUGUUAUAUUAAUGUUUUGCAUAUGUCAGUUUUGUACCAUGUAGUUCUCUUUCGAAAGCAGCUUUUUUGUCUGUCCGACAAGCUUGGAUUUUCAUUUUUAUUUACUCUGUAAGGUUUGAAGGAUGUCAGGUAAGCGCUUGAGCUUAUGUUUAUUUUUGUUUUUAGCAGUCCACGACUUAUCACUUUACAAUGUACAUGCAUUCUGUUUUAACAGUGGUACAGAGUUUGUUUUGAUUUAUGUAAAACAUUAUUUUCUAUUGUACUUUUGAGUAGAAUAUUGGUGGGAUUGCAAACAUACUGUAUGUUAUUUUUAGCCUGCCAACUACCAUCACAAUAUAUCUAACAGCAUCUUAAGUCACAAGAUCUUGUUGGAGGAUUUACUUCGUUCUGUCUUUUAUCAAAAAACACCCUUCUAGUCCUUCACAGAAGGACAUUAUUUUACUGUACGACUACUGUCUGCCAACAUUUAACUACUACCAGCAUGGAGCAUUUUGCUGGAAACAAGUACUUCUAAUCUAUAUACAUAAACUCUUUGGAUUGAAAAAGUGCAGAGUGGCAUGUUUUAGUUUUUUUUUCACAUUAAAUAAUCUUAAAUUGGUAUGUUCAAAGUGGCUUUCUAGAGGAACGCACCUGAGCCUGAAUCAAUGUUCUGAAUAAUAAAAACACAUUGCUGUAAAUAACAUUUAUAGUAUGGACUGCUUACAAAAACUUUGUACCUCAAUAAAAUGUUACAUUUGCAAUGCUAUUUAAACAUCAUCCUUUGUAACAAUGUUUCAAAUAAAAAAACA